Chaetura pelagica (chimney swift) is the source of this 2135-nucleotide messenger RNA. RefSeq names its product TAF5 RNA polymerase II, TATA box binding protein (TBP)-associated factor, 100kDa (gene TAF5). Bases 1 to 1899 code for a protein of 632 amino acids. The record is from RefSeq and is a predicted model, not a curated record. NCBI's taxonomy places the organism in Eukaryota, Metazoa, Chordata, Aves, Apodiformes, Apodidae. Gene Ontology annotation, cellular component: transcription factor TFIID complex. Gene Ontology annotation, biological process: transcription initiation at RNA polymerase II promoter. Gene Ontology annotation, molecular function: RNA polymerase II general transcription initiation factor activity; protein binding. The transcript has 11 exons.
AUGUCUGAGUUUCAGCAAAUAUAUGAAGUCAGCUUGUUCCUGGUAUCAGUUGUUGGAGGAGGCGUUGUUGUGGAAGAUCAGCCAGAUGUGAGUGCAGUAUUGUCUGCCUACAAUCAGCAAGGGGACCCUACACUCUAUGAGGAAUACUACAGUGGAUUAAAACACUUCAUUGAGUGUUCCCUGGACUGUCAUCGAGCAGAAUUGUCUCAGCUGUUUUAUCCACUCUUUGUGCACAUGUACUUGGAAUUGGUCUACAAUCAACAUGAGAGUGAAGCUAAGUCUUUUUUUGAAAGAUUUCAUGGGGAUCAGGAGUGCUAUUACCAGGAUGACCUGCGUGUAUUAUCUAGCUUAACCAAGAAAGAACAUAUGAGAGGUAAUGAAACCAUGCUGGAUUUCCGAACAAGCAAGUUUGUGCUGCGUAUUUCCCGUGACUCUUACCAGCUCUUGAAGAGGCAUCUUCAGGAAAAACAGAACAAUCAGAUCUGGAACAUUGUUCAGGAACAUCUUUACAUUGAUAUAUUUGAUGGAAUGCCUCGCAGUAAACAACAGAUAGAUGCCAUGGUUGGAAGCUUGGCUGGGGAGGCAAAACGAGAGGCAAAUAAAGCAAAGGUUUUCUUUGGCUUAUUGAAAGAACCAGAGUUUGAUGUGCCUUUGGAUGAUGAAGAUGAAGAAGGAGAAAAUGAGGAAGGAAAGCCAAAGAAGAAAAAACCUAAAAAAGAUAGUGCAGGGUCAAAAAGUAAAAAACAAGACCCUAAUGCUCCACCUCAAAACAGGAUUCCUCUGCCUGAACUGAAAGACUCUGACAAGCUGGAUAAAGUAAUGAAUAUGAAGGAAGCUGCAAGACGUGUGCGUCUUGGCCCAGAGUGCCUGCCCUCCAUCUGUUUCUACACGUUCCUUAAUGCUUACCAGGGUCUGACUGCUGUGGAUAUUACAGAUGACUCUAGCAUGAUUGUAGGAGGCUUUGCUGACUCUACUGUCAGAGUGUGGUCUGUGACUCCCAAAAAGCUACGUAGUGUGAAAACAGCAGCAGACCUCAGUCUCAUUGACAAAGAAUCAGAUGAUGUCUUAGAGAGGAUCAUGGAUGAGAAAACAGCAAGUGAGUUGAAGAUUUUAUAUGGUCACAGUGGACCUGUCUAUGGCACCAGCUUCAGUCCUGAUAGGAACUACCUCUUGUCCUGUUCCGAGGAUGGUACUGUCAGAUUGUGGAGUCUCCAAACAUUCACAUGUUUGGUGGGAUAUAAAGGACACAACUAUCCAGUAUGGGAUACACAAUUCUCUCCUUACGGUUAUUACUUUGUGUCAGGGGGACAUGACAGAGUGGCUCGGCUGUGGGCAACAGAUCACUACCAGCCUUUACGGAUAUUUGCUGGCCAUCUUGCUGAUGUGACUUGUACCCGAUUUCAUCCGAACUCUAACUAUAUUGCCACAGGCUCAGCAGACAGGACUGUACGGCUCUGGGAUGUAUUGAAUGGGAAUUGUGUAAGAAUAUUCACUGGACAUAAGGGACCAAUUCAUUCACUGGCAUUUUCUCCCAAUGGACGAUUCCUGGCUACUGGAGCAACAGAUGGAAGAGUUCUGCUGUGGGAUAUUGGACAUGGCUUGAUGGUUGGAGAAUUGAAGGGGCACACUGACACUAUCUAUGCGCUAAGAUUCAGUAGAGAUGGGGAGAUUUUAGCAUCAGGUUCAAUGGAUAACACAGUUCGUCUGUGGGAUGCUGUGAAAGCAUUUGAAGAUUUAGAAACCGAUGACUUUACUACAGCCACUGGACAUAUAAACUUGCCUGAAAACUCUCAGGAGUUGUUGCUAGGUACAUACAUGACCAAAUCAACCCCGGUCGUGCACCUCCAUUUCACACGCAGGAACUUGCUGCUGGCUGCAGGUGCCUACAGUUCACAGUAAAUGGGGAAGAUGAGACUGACUGUGCCGAGUCAUUGCAGUUAUGACCUCAGGAUGUGAGAGGAGGCAGAAUGUCUUGUACAGGUGAACUUACUCUGUUGCAGGAAAAGUGAAACUGUAUCAACUAACACAAGAAGCAUCUUCUCAUUUCUGCCGUUUCAUAUUUAUCCACAGUUUGAAAAUGCUGGAGAUUGGCAAGACAUUGUGGCUUUAAAAUAAGGAAUUGCUCAUGGUGCUUU